CGACAUGUGGCAUCAGUGUCGCUCCGGAGGUGGUAGGAGGAGGUGGUGCGCGCGCGAGGCUCCCGGGAUAACUUGUAGAGGGAGCAGAAUGUGGAGGAAAAUAAAUAAAGAAUAACAGAAAAAAAGGAAAAGGAAGGAAAAGAGAAUUGGAAGAACAGUAAUAACGAAGGGAAUUAAAAGAAAAUAUAAGAAAAGAAAACAAAGGGAGAGAGAAAACGAAGAUAAUAAUAAUAAUAACAAAAGAAAAAGAAUUAAGGAAAAGGAAGAGGAGAAAAGAAAAAUGGGAAACAAAAGAAAAUGAAACAAGAAAAAGAAAAGAAUUAUAUAGAAAAGAAAGAAAAGAAAAAUAAAGAAAAUAAUAGGAAAAAAUAAUACAGUGACGAUCAGAAAGUAAAUUUGUGAAACGUUAAUUAAAGAAAGAAAAGAAAGAAAGAAAGAAAGAAAGAAAGAAAGUAAGUGCUUCUCACGGUUCACCUUUUUCCUCAUUAUUCCAGGCUCGAGGGCCAGGAGGAGAAGCUUAUAACGAUGAUGAUGAUGAUGACCAAGGCACCGAGUUAGAGGUGACCCAGGAGAAUGUGGAGGUGGUGGUGGUGGUGGUGUGAGGUCACGUGAGGUCAGGUUACGGUCAGGUCAUCCCCACACCGCCAAGCUGACGCCCCACACCAGUACUGACCCCGAGGAGGGCAUGUUGGAGGGUGUCGGGCGGAGGGCGUUCGGGUGUACCUCCUCGGGUACCUACAACGUCCGCGCCUCCGAGCUGGCCAGGCACCGCGCCCUCAAGACCCUCCGCGUGCAGGUGACCCUCCUUGACGACUCCACGCAGGUGUUUGAGAUCGAGAAACAAGCGAAGGGCCAGGCGCUGCUCGAUCUCGUUUUCAACCACCUGGAGCUGAUCGAGAGGGACUUCUUCGGCCUGCAGUACAUCGAGCCCGGCGCCUGCAACACCGACAACCCCAGGAGAUGGCUGGACCCUCGCAAGCCAGUCAAGAAGCAGCUCAGGAUACGCACCAAGAGCCUAGGCACGUGCGGGCUACCAGUGCUGUUCUUCAGGGUCAAGUUCUGGGUGAGUGAUCCGGGCAAGCUUGCAGAGGAGUAUACGCGCUACCAUGUGUUCCUGCAGCUUCGAAGGGACGUCAUGGAGGGGCGUCUUGUGGCCCAGCCCUCCACCGCCGCCCUGCUCGCCUCCUACGCCCUGCAGUCCGAGCUUGGCGACUACAGCACGGAGGAGCACGGCAACACCUACCUGGCCAACCUGCGCCUCAUCCCCUGCCAGACGGAGGAGCUGGAGAAGAAGAUAAUUGAGCUGCACAAACUACACAAAGGUCAGACACCCGCUGACGCUGAAUUCAACUUCCUGGACCACGCCAAGAGGCUGGACCUUUACGGCGUGGACCUGCACAAGGCAAAGGACUCCACCAACCGCGAGAUACAUCUGGGUGUAACUGCGAUCGGUCUGGUUGUGUUCCAAAACGGCAUCAAGAUGAACACCUUCAGCUGGGCCAAGAUUGUCAAGAUAUCCUUCAAGAGGAAACAGUUCUUCAUCCAGCUGAGGAGAGAAGUGACAGACCAGACCACCAGUAAGCCCGACUCAAGUUCUUUCCUACAAAUUGUCAAGAAAAAGCUCUCAAAGAAGUCCGAGAACUAUGACAGUGUUCUUGGGUUCAACUUGGGUUCCUACCGCGCCUGCAAGUGUCUCUGGAAGUCCUGCGUUGAGCAUCAUACCUUCUUCAGGCUGCACACCCCUCGCACCCCGGCCCGCAAGAGCCUCUUGACGCUGGGCAGCAAAUUCCGCUACAGUGGAAGGACGGAAUUCCAGGCGGUGGAGGACUGCAAGCGGAAGGCCAGGGUGGAGCGGUCAUUUGUGAGGUCACCCUCCAAGCGGUUCAGCCGGCAGACCGUCCCCACACCGAGUGACCUAGGACGUAAGGUCAGGUCAGGCUCUGGGUCAUCGCUGAGGCCCAGAACGGACUCCUCAGGGUACAAGGUGACCUCCCUCCAGGGCACCAAGACCCCCAAGAUGGCCUGGGGUGACACGGAGUCCACGCAGGACGAGGCCGUGCUGGCGGACGAGGGCGGGGAGCGACUGGCCGUAGGGGUGGAUGACGGGGUCGGCGUGAUCCGUGCCCCUCUCGCCCCGCCCCCCGUGCCAUCCUCCUCCGCCUCAUCCUCCGCCUCCUCCGCCGAGAGCGAUGUGGGGGCGUCACCUUCGCCCGACCAUCAGCCUGGAGGGAGCGAGGAGAGCGCCCACGGCCUGGUCACCAUCAGAAUGAAGCCAGACGAAGGGGGGAAGUUCGGGUUCAACGUGAAGGGCGGGGCGGACCAGAACCUUCCCCUGUUGGUGUCUCGCGUGGCGCCCAACACCCCGGCCGACCGAUGCUACCCCAGGCUCAACGAGGGCGACCAGGUGCUGCUGAUCAACGGGCGGGACGUGUCUGCCAUGACCCACGAGCAGGUUGUCAACUUCAUCAGAGCCUCGCGCGAAUGUCACUCCGGGGAGCUGGUCUUGACGGUGAAGCAAAACGUUUACGUGACGGAGGACAUCGACGAACCACCCUUCCAGUAUGUGCCUGAAGUCCUGCCAUCCAGUGCCACCAUCAAGGGCAUGGUGCCACCCCUGCAGGAGAGCCUCAUGCUGCUGGGGGAGGGCCUGGAGGCGGGCUCGCUGGUGGCACAGUUUGAACAGCUGUACCGACGCAAGCCUGGACUCACAGUGACGGAGGCUCGGCGGCAGGAGAACGAGAAGAAGAACAGAUACAGGGAUAUUUCGCCUUACGACACCACCCGCGUCACCCUCACCACCUCUCCCUCGGGCGACUACAUCAACGCUUCCUACGUCAACAUGGAGGUGCAGGCAUCGGGCAUCGUCAACCGCUACAUCGCAAGUCAGGGGCCGCUCGCUGGGACCUGUGCAGACUUCUGGUACAUGGUCUGGGAGCAGCAGUCAACCCUCAUUGUCAUGCUCACCACUGUGGUUGAGCAGGGGAGAGUCAAGUGUCACCGGUACUGGCCAAGGCUUUAUGAGACCGUGGACUUUGGGAUCCUUCAAGUCACUUGCAAUAAGGAGGAAGAGACGCCGGGUUUUGCCUUCAGGGAGUUCACUCUCAUCAACACAGAGACGCAGGAGGAGAGACACAUCACACACAUGCAGUACCUGGCCUGGCCUGAUCACGGCGUGCCUGAUGACUCAACAGAAUUCCUCAACUUCGUCACUCAAGUCCGGAAAGCGAGAGUUGGCAUGGUGGAGCCUACAAUAGUCCACUGCUCGGCUGGCAUUGGGCGGACGGGCGUUCUCAUUCUGAUGGAGACGGCACAAUGCCUGAUCGAAGCCAACGAGCCAAUCUACCCGCUGGACAUCGUCAAAGCCAUGAGGGACCAGCGCGCCAUGAUGAUCCAGACAGCUAGUCAGUUCAGGUUCGUGUGUGAGGCAAUCCACCGAGUCUACACCGAGGAGUUGGUCAAGCCGUUGGCCGAGUACGAGCAGAGAUGAGAGGCAGCGAGAACGAGCGACUCUCUCGACGUGGACAAACAACGGUGAAGUGUGUGGCGAGGUUCCGUGGCGGUACCGAGGCUGUCUGGGGUGUCACAAGAGGCUCGGGUGACAGUGGCGGCGAUGAUGGGGUUAGGUUAAGAAGUUGAAGUCGUGCCGCUCAGGAACUUGGUGGACACAGAAACGUCACUCGUGUGUGCGUGUGUGUGUGUAUAAAAAAUUGAAAGGAGAGGACACAGAGAGAAAGAACUGUCAGUUGUGUGUGUGUAGGAAACUGAAAGGAGGAAAACACUGCAUAGAUGAGGUUAGAAAAGCCAGACAGUCUUGUGAAUAUAGAAAAUCAAAAGGAGAAACAAGAAAUGAAACGCCAGAAGAGGACACAGAGAGAAAGAAAUGCCAGUCGUGUGUGUAUAGGAAACUGAAAGGAGGAAAACACUGAAUAGAUGAGGUUAGAAAAGCCAGACAGUCUUGUGAAUAUGGAAAAUCACAAGGAGAAACAGGAAUUUAAACGCCAGCCAGCCAGUUGCAUGUGUGUGUGUGUGUGUGUGUGUGCAGAGACCAGACCCCGACACAGCCUAGACCAAAGGGUUGACGUUCUUGUCCUGAGGAAGAGAGAAAACACCAGCUGGGAAGAGAGAGAAAGAGAGAGAACGUACACACACAGCUACUUCAAGGCUGUCUAUACAAGAUCAUUUCUACUUCAGCAUGUGACAACUGCUUUUAUACUGACUCUGGGCAUGGACAACAGGAGGGAAGGAAACCACAGCACUCAAGAAGAAAGAAAGAAAGAAAAAGGACACAGCUACUUCACGGCAAUUUACAUGAGGGCAAUUUUUACUUCCACAAGUCACAACUGCUUUUUAUUGUGACUCUGGGCAUAGGCAGCGUGUCUGGGCCGGCUGCCAAUGGACAUAACUUGCUCAAGACUGACACUUCCCAGAGCAGCAAGGAAGUAUAAGGAGACAAGAAGAUGACCACAGACAAGCAUAUAGCACUAGACACACUUUGGGGCAGCCUCGAACUUCUGCCAAGACCGACACUUCCGCAGAGCAGCGAGGGAGUGUAAGGAGACAAGGAAACAAGCAGAGUAUAUACCACUACAGACACACAUUGGGACUGCCUCAAACUCAUGCCAAGACCGACACUUCCGCAGAGCAGCGAGGGAGUGAAUACAUGUCAAGCUGUCGUCCCUUCCUAUCCAUCCCUAUCCCUGCCCUGUCCCUCCCUGCCUCAUCCCACACGUGCCUUCCUCUUAUCGUGAGAGCCAAAGCAAGUGACAAUCCACGAGGCGACGGACAGAGCCACCAAACACCGUAGGACCCAUAGCCACGUUCAGGCACCCCACACGACAUAGCAAGGCAUAGCAACCCAUGUCAUCGCUGAAAUGGAAGGAAAUGGAGAUAAUUCACCAAACACCAGAGGACCCAUAGUGACUUUCCGACACCCCACAGGACACGGCAAAGCAUAGCAACCCGUGUCAUCGCUGAAAUGGAAGGAAACGGAGAUAUCUUGACAUAUUGGAAAGGACAUGUAGUGACCUUCCGACACCCCACAGGACACGGCAAGGCAUAGCAACCCGUGUCGAGACAUAAACAGAAGGAAAUGGAUAUAAUUCGACAAUGGGAAGGACACGGUAAACCAUGAACCCAUGUCCUGAAGUGAAAGGGGUACACUCUCUUCCACACAUAUGAUCAGAAAGUACCCAUUUUGGCGGUCACCUGUGUCUGGAAACGCUGGAAAGGAUAUGUUCGCCUUCCAUACAAGACCAAGAAGUACCCAUUUGGUGGUCUAGCUGGAAGGGGUACACUCUCUUCCUAUGUCUAUGGUCAGGAAGUACCCAUUUUGGCGGUCAUCUGUGUCUGGAAACACUGAAAGGGAUACAAUCGCCUUCCAUAUGAGACUAAGAAGUUCCCAUUGUUGCGGUUAUGCUAGAAGGGAUAUGGUUUCCUUCUAUACAUAUGACCAAGAAGUACCCAUUUGGUGGCCUCGUUGAAAGGGAUACACUCUCCUCCUAUAUCGAUGCCCAGGAAGUACCCAUUUUGGUGGCUUUCCUGGCAUGACAUGAAGUAGAAAAAGUCUGAUUGUUGCAUAGGCUUCAUGGAGGCUCUGGAAGUGUUCAAAGCAUUAUAAACAGGGUGUGUAUAGGCCUAGUUGUGUUUGCCCAGGAUGGAGGCUUGUCAUGGGUGGAGGUGAGGUUAGGUAGGCCAAUCUGUACUCAUGUCGCCCAAUUUGUACGCAUGUCAAGGAAAAAAAGGAGUCAUGGGUGGAGGUGAGAUUAAGUAGGCCAAUCUGUACCCAUCUCCCUAUUUGAUGUCUUCUUUUUCUCCUUCUUCAUCUUCGUCUUCAUCUUCCUCAUUUUCAUAUAACACCCUCAUUGUCUGGGCUAUGAGUCUCUCCCACUUUCAACAACCACAAACUCCCCUUGAUGUGUACAAAUUGGGGGUCAUGCGUACAAAUAGGUGAGCACACCCUAACCGAAGCAAGCCAGUACGUAAGGUUCGACAGUCCGGCCCUCUGUGGCGCCUGGACCCCAUAGCUGUGGCGAGGGCGUAAAGUAACUCCUUGGGGUGCGGCCGCGUGCCCCACUGUACCUCUCAGGGUAUUAUAAACACACUUAUUAGACAUCACAUUACUGCCUUUGCUCUUUGUAUGUAGUAUAAUGUAAUGUAGUAACUAUAGUAACAGUGUACGUGCGUGUGAAAAGUCUUGCAUUUCAUUCUAUUAUUAUAUACGGUUGAUAGCACUGAUGAUGAUGAUGAUGAUAUUUUUACAGACAGACAGGCAGGCGAGUGAACGGCAGUUGGUGAAGACAUUUUGUGGAUUCGACAUUUCUGUUUUUUUGUUUUUUCGUAAUGGUCAGUACGUACUAGUAGUGUUUCUGUGUCACUUUCAUAUUGGAAGACUUUAAGAGUGCGGUUUCCUCCCUUACGUAGCGACGCGUUGAGGUGUGUUUCGCCGUGCACGACACGACACGAACCGAAGUGAAUCUCAAGUGUGGACAAUUUUUACGAAGACGGGAAAAACGUGUCAAGUGUUCCGAGUUAGACGGUGGGAGAACGCAUGUGUGUGUGCGUGUAAGUGUGUACGUAUGUGUGAGUGUGUGUGUGUGUCAGUCAGUCUGCCAAAGAACCGUUGGGGUCUGACCAGUCUGUGUUUAUUUAUAUACAUAGUGACUGAACAUUGAUUUAUUUUAUUACGUACGUCCGCAGCAUUUUAAUUCAAGAUGCAACGUCGCCACCUGUAUAAAAAACAACACUAGCGAUAACGGUACUAUCCUAAUUAACUUAUAUUAGCACAAGUAAGCUGUAUGUAAUAUUGCUUUCAUUAUUUUUAUUUUCACUGAUUUCCUCUAUAAACAAAAUCUGAUGACGGCUUUUUUCUUUUUCAAUCAUCCGUAACAACAAGAACAUGAUUUUGUAUACACUUUGUUUCUGUUUGUUUUUUCUUCUGGAUCAGAUCUCAACACUUUAUAUUCUGUGAUUUUGAUUGUGCAUAGAGACUCUCUGAGAAUGGCUAUUGCAACACUAUUCAUGAAGGGAGGAGGAGAGAGAGGCAGUGAGGGAUAGAGACACUGAGAGACAGGCAGGAGCAGACCAAACCCACUUCAUGAGACACAACAGGCGUAAUGCAACCAUAGGAAAAGGAAAACCCUCAUAUCAUGCAUUUAGUUUCCUCGUAUUGCUGUUCAGCCUUGAGAUAGAGAGUGAGAGAAGAGAAGAAUUAGGUCUGUGGUUAUUUAUAUGGAUGGUUGAGAACUGGACUUAACUAGGAAGGAAUCAACACUGAGUUAACAUAUAUGACAAGCUAAUAGAGAGGAAGGAAGAAUUAUAUAUAUGGUUAUUUAUGGAUGGUAGAGAACUGGACUUAACUAGGAAGGAAUCAACACUGAGUUAACAUAUAUGACAAGCUAAUAGAGAGGAAGGAAGAAUUAUAUAUAUGGUUAUUUAUGGAUGGUAGAGAACUGGACUUAACUAGGAAGAAAUUGACACUGAGUUAACAUAUAAGACAAAUCUAUACACUAUACAAUCGACAUUAAUCCUCCCACACCACACUCGUACAAUCUUUCGAUGCCUCAAACGUAAAACAACACAAAAUCCCGCCUGAUCUCCUCCAUGGUCUUGGAAAACGGUCGCAGCGAGAGUCGGAAAGUGUUCGAGAAUCGCGAUGAUGUAGUCUGGUCACAAGAAUGAGCUCACAGUCGUAUGUCUACCAGCUUACAGGGCAGUCGUUAAAGAGUUACAGUCACCCGCCAGUCCCUCGGAUGUGGGUGAGUGGGUGAGGUAUAGCAUGUAACUGACUGACUGACUGUGAGUGCCUGGUGAGUGGAUGACCCUGAUGUGUGUAUGUAUGUGUGUGUGUGUGUGUGUGUGUGUGUGUUACGUGUAAGUCAUGAUUCCCUCUGUUUGUUGAUAUCUUUAAGUUCGUAUUGACGAUGCAUACAAACUCGACAACAGGGAAUGUGUGUUUUAUUUGACAAAUGAGCAAUAAAGAAAACUGGUUUUUA
Eriocheir sinensis (Chinese mitten crab) is the source of this 7991-nucleotide messenger RNA. RefSeq names its product tyrosine-protein phosphatase non-receptor type 4-like (gene Ptpmeg). Gene Ontology annotation, biological process: protein dephosphorylation. Bases 686 to 3487 code for a protein of 933 amino acids. Gene Ontology annotation, cellular component: cytoskeleton. The transcript is spliced from 24 exons. Gene Ontology annotation, molecular function: protein tyrosine phosphatase activity; protein binding. Lineage: Eukaryota; Metazoa; Arthropoda; Malacostraca; Decapoda; Varunidae. The record is from RefSeq and is a predicted model, not a curated record.